Symbiodinium natans is the source of this 4368-nucleotide messenger RNA. NCBI's taxonomy places the organism in Eukaryota, Dinophyceae, Suessiales, Symbiodiniaceae. The record is from the annotation of a GenBank genome assembly.
AUGUUGGUGGGGGAGAUGCGGAUCUGCAAGAGCAUGAAAGUGACACGAGAAGAGCUCCGAGACAACGUUCAUCUGCAUGGAAUCGAGGACCUAACCAGCCUGCAGUCUGCCAAUAUUUACGCGUGGGUACUCGAGGAUGUGAAGGCUUACAAAAAGCCUUUCCCCUGCAGCAGAAAAGCCGGCAGGGGAUGGGUGGAUCUUAGACCUCCGUCUCCUCGGCCUCGCCAGACAGAGUGCCAGAAUCCAGAUUGUCGUUUCGGCCUCACCAAGCAGAGCAUUCGAGGCAGGCCGUACACCCGGCCCGCAGACGGCGUCAGCUUCGAGCAUUGUGUCUUUUGCUCUGCGGCAGCAUUCGAAGCGGCUCUGCAAGAGAGAGCAGGACGUCAGAUCAAGAGAUGGCUGGGUCAGUUGGCCAACGCCAACGACGGCCGUCACAACGAGGCGCUCCAGCGCAUUGAGGAAAUGCAUGGAGCACAUAUGGUGGAGCGCUUUGCUCCAGAGCAGCCCAAACGGAAUGCCCUUCCUCGAAGUUCCUGGAAGAGCUGUUUGGCGUACCGCCAGGCUACUGUGCAAGUUUCCGACGCAGAUCGAGACGCCUAUAAGGCCCAACAGCGCCGGCAGAAGACGCGCUUGCAAAACAAAUUUCCGGCAGUUUAUGGAGAAGAUGCUCGAGAGGAGAGUCAUUGGAUGCCUUCCCGUGCCGUCGCAUUUCGUAAGUGGUGCCUCGAUGACUCGUGGCGUAUGUGCAGCUGCUGUGGGCGCAUGGUGCCACAAUGCUUUCGCGCCAAGCAUGCCAAGGGCAAGGCUACUGCAUCUCCCGAAUUCCCCGCCUGUGGAUACUGCAAAUCGAACGGGUCCACCGGAUACUGGGCUCCGACUCCGGCAGACAUCCCGGGGCGCCUGCGCAAGCUGUCUUCGCAAGUCGUCGAGGCUCUGAGGCCCUUCGACAUCCACACCGGUGGAGUAUUCCGGCCGCCCAACGGCUACUUGGUGCACAACGACAUGAUGCGGUUCUCCUUCAAAACCUCGUCGGUGGAAGACAACAUUGCCAAGCUCCCGAAGAAGCAGCGCAAGCGUGGACAGAAAGCGCUGGCGUAUCUCUUGCAGGACGACUGCCCUUCUCACUAUCGUCGGUUUUGGCAGCUGCACCAACGCAGCCUUUGGAGCAGGGCGAAAGCAAUCGAGCGAGGAGACAUCCGGUCCGGCACGCCCACGAAGCGACUGCCGACGAACUUCAUCGAGACAGUCGGCAUAGAAUGCGCUCUGUGGCCGCACCUGUACUGGUGUGUAGAGAUGACGGAGACCUACGUGCGAUCCCAAGAUGCCCGAAGACUGCAACGCCGUCGCAGGUUGCAAAUGGAGGACAGCAACAGCGAAGACGCAGACUUGGUCGACCCGGCGUCUGGAAGAGCAUCGCGACAAAGUGCCAAGGCCAGCUACCUGGCCAAAGCUCACUCCGCAGUGAUCGGCUACAGCACGGAUUCUCAGCUCCUCCACUUCGUCUAUGACCUUUGGCUAUUCACCACCAUCGGCGGGGCCAAAAACAGUGCCGGAACCGGCAGCAUACGGGAAGCUUUGGCGACAAAGCCCUACUCGCCGGAGAUGUGGCGCACCUACCAUGCGGCGCUGGUGGACCUGCAGAGGCAGAUAGGGUGGCCGAGCCUUUUCAUCACGGUCGCCCCUUACGAAUGGUCUUUCCCAUACCACCAGUGGCUGGAGGACGAACUCACGAAGACCCUGAGCGCCAGACUCGAGAUGCCCGUGGCAGAGACGUUGCAUUUGGCUCACAUCCUCACUCAAGCAGUGAAAGGUCUUCUCACCGGGGCCAAUGAAGGGUUGCACCCAAAACGAGAACACGUUUUCUGCGCCGCCGACGGACCUGGCAAGGUUCGUCACUGGGUGGCCAGGCUGGAGUUUCAAGACGGGAAGCGCAAACGUCAUGUCUUUCGAGAUGGUCAGUUUUACCACGGACGAGGUGCUCUCCACGUGCACAUCCUUCUCUGGCUGAAGGACAUGCAAUGCAUGGACCUGUCCUCCAAAAUUCGAGCCGAUAUGCCGGGCGAGGACGAGAAGGAGAUGCGCGACCUCGUGGUGGGCUCGCAGCUGGACUACACCUCGAGUGGAUGGCCGGUUCGCGAGGAGCCCACCAAAGUGAUAGAGGCAGAGCAGCGACUGCAGCUUCACCACCCGCAGGAAGCUUUUCAACGAAGAUGUCGCGCCUAUCUGCCAGACGUACUGGCUGCCCUUCACUGCCACGUGGAUGUGCUGGCAUCGGAUGGACGAGCCAUGGUGUUGAAGUACUGCACCAGCUACCUGCCGAAAUUCAGCAGCUCAUUCGCGACAGAGCUGCUCAACAACGAGGCGACCGACUUCUCUUUGGCAAGGCGAGUUCUAGCGGAUUACCAUCCGCUCCAACCGGAAAUGAUCAUGCAGCUCGCGGCACAACAGCAUCCGCAGUUUCUCUGUCCCGCGACUGUGCGCAAGUUCGUAGUUCCUGUUCCGUGGCAGAAAGACUUGCCGCAGAUCGUGCAGAGCUACAUGUCGAGCACGUGGAGGCGAGACAACAUGAGCCUCCUCGACUUUCUGCGUAAGUCGGGAGCCGACGGGCAAAUUUCGCAGAGGUAUCGUCGCACGCACAGCGCGAGCAAGAUCGGCAUGCCCCUCAACGAUUGGAUCAAUGUCCACCCGGCAGAUGGCAAGACUUUGGUCGCCAGCAUGAUGUAUGCCCACACCAACGAUCGCCACUACGGCCAAUGGCUGCUGCUCAACAUGCCCUUCCGCGCCAUCGACGACCUCUGGCACCCGCAGGCGGACCUCCUGCCAGAUAACCUGCGCUAUUUGGGUCUUUGUGUUCUGCAUCGCCCUCGCUUUUGGCGAAGUCCCGAGCAAAUCCGCUCCGAACUAGAAAAGGAGGCCCGAACCAACACGUACAUUCAAAACACGCUCGCCAUGCUGGCAGCGAGGAUCGAGCUGAUCGACGCCUACCUCUCCGGGGAAAUGACGGUAGACAAGACACCGGCCCCCGCGCUGCACGGCGUUGCGAACGUGGCUGGAGAGGCAAUUCAACUGGCGCCGGAGCAGGCAAAUGUCGUAAACACCAUUAGCGACCGAGUCCGACACGCGUUGCUGGCGAAAUGGCCUGAAGAUCGUGAAGUCGACGGUUGGGCCACUUGGCUGGAGCACGACGUUGCUGUCAACAUAGCAACAGUCGUACUGGGACCGGCCGGAAGCGGAAAGAGCACGGCGGUAGAGAUCGCUUUGGAUCGAGCCGUGCAAGCAGGUGCUCACGUUGGAGUGGCGUGUCCAACAGGUAUGCUGGCCACCCGAUACAGAGCCCGCCACCCUCACCUGGACAUCGACACCGUGCAUGGCAUGUUCGCGUUGCACAAAGACGAGCUCGCAACCGCAGAUAUGAUGAAGCUCUACGACCUGCUCGUUAUCGACGAGAUUGGACAGCUUCCGACUUGGAUCUUCGACAGGCUGCUUCGACUCUGGGAUGCUGCCGACAGGCGACCAGCUUUGGUGUUCGUGGGCGACUUCUGCCAGCUGACGGGGGUGGAUGACACCACGGCAAGAGACAGCCCGAGAUGGAAGGACAUGCACAUCUUGAACCUGCGAGAGAUGCGUCGUUGCAAGUGCGAGCGACUGAGAUGGAAGUUGCAACUGCUGCGAAGUGCGAUACCUAGCGGGGAACAACUAAGAAAGAUUCUGAAAGGCCAUCGCGCAAAUCUUCGAAGUCGACCUGGUGCCGGCAACAGAAUCAGUCCGGAUGACGUCAGAGUCAUUCUGAAGGAGACCCCCAACACCACAUUGGUAACGAUUUCCCGGAAAGGAUCCGCCCGACUCAAUCAGUUCGCAUUGCAGGCUCUCUUUGCAAACGCAGAAGUCCUGGAUUUCAUACCGUGUGAUCCCCAGGAGAACUUCGAGAAUUUCUAUGGCACACAGCAGGUGGAUGCGCAGCCCUUCUGGAUGCCGGUCUACGAAGGCAUGCGCGUGACCAUCACCAGGAACACGGACAAGGAGAACGGCUUCGUCAACGGCAUGAGCGCAACUGUUCAGUGUAUGAGGCGAAGUGGCGUACAGGUGAAAACCGACGAGGGCAAGAUUCUCCUGAUUCACCCGAUCAUGCACGAAAACUACUUGUUCGACGGAUCCUACCGCAAAACGACCGCCUUCCCCUUGCGUUUGGGUUACAGCACGACAUUGCACAAGGUUCAGGGAGCCACUUUGCCCCACAUUACCCUGUGGAUGAACGUUCCCUUCAUCCGUGCAGCUCUGUAUGUCGCCCUGUCACGAGUACAAUAUGAUCGUGAUUGGCGUUUCAUAGGCUCUAUCGAUAGGCGACAUUGUCUGCCGGCAGCAAUAUGA